Molecule: messenger RNA, 1142 nt
Organism: Asparagus officinalis (garden asparagus)
Lineage: Eukaryota; Viridiplantae; Streptophyta; Magnoliopsida; Asparagales; Asparagaceae
Exons: 2
Coding region: 8-1006 (332 amino acids)
Source: RefSeq, a predicted model, not a curated record
CUCUGCUAUGAUCCAGGAGGAGACUCGCAUUCGGCUGCAGGCGGGGACAUGUGGACUUCCGGUGGUGAAGUCAGCACUGGCAGCCUCCAGUAGAAGUGGAAUAUCAACAAACAUGGGACAUUCGGCUGCAGGCGGGGACAUGUGGACUUCCGGUGGUGAAGUCAGCACUGGCCUUUCUACAGGUGAACUACUUACCUAUAGUAGGAAGGGGAAACAAAUUGCGGAAACAGUACCUACAGUGCCACUGGUGCCAAGUCCCUUGCCAACGCCUGCCCCGACUCCUGAGACACCUACACCACCACCAGAUUCCUCUCAAGGUGAUUCCAUUCCUCUUCCUACUCAUCCCACACCAAUAACCGUACAGAGGACUACUCGCAGUAAUGCGGGAAAUCCUCCCGAUAGAUAUGGUUGGGAUCUUGCUCAGUUUGUAUCAUAUUCUAACAUCCACCCUGCACAUGGAGCAUUCAUUGCAUCUCUGGACUCUGUUACUAUACCUAACAAUUGGCAGGUUGCAAAGAAGGACCAGAAAUGGAAAGCUGCUAUGCACGAAGAGCUAAGGGCCCUUGAGAAAAACCGCACUUGGGAGUUAGUAAAACUACCAAAAGGGAAGAGAGCAGUUGGAUGCAAGUGGGUCUUUACUGUGAAGCAGAAUCCAGAUGGACAGGUUGAACGCUACAAAGCACGUUUGGUGGCAAAAGAAUAUAGUCAGACAUAUGGCAUCGACUACGAUAAGACUUUUGCACCGGUGGCAAAGAUGAGCACUGUUCGGACCUUAAUCUCUCUGGCAGUAAAUGGUGGAUGGAAGCUACAUCAACUAGAUGUGAAGAACGCAUUCCUUCAUGUAGAUCUAGUGGAGGAAGUAUACAUAGAGAUACCACCAGGAUUCGGUACAGAUCAAACAGUGGGAAAGGUCUGCAGAUUGAAGAAGUCUCUUUAUGAGCUAAAGCAGUCUCCUUGUGUUUGGUUUGACAGAUUCAGGAGGGCUAUGAUUGGUAUGGGGUACUAGCAGAUCAGCGCCGACCAUACCGUGUUCUCUCGAAGAAGUGGAGGUCACAUUACCUUGCUUGCAGUAUAUGUGGAUGAUAUGAUUAUUACAGGGGAUGAUGAGAAGAAGAUUGCCCAACUCAAAGUGAGACUAGGUA